CGCAAGAAGCCACCUUCCUCCCUCCUCCCCCUUCCCCUCCCUCCUCCCAAUACCAACACCACUAUGUCGGGAGCCAUCGGACUGAGCCAGCAGGGCGUCGAGCUCGAGAACAUUAUGCGCAGCACCGAGGGCGUGGAGCGCAAGACCAAGAUCUUCUGCACGCUGGGCCCGGCCUGCUGGUCGCAGGAGGGCAUCGGCGAGCUCAUCGACGCCGGCAUGAACGUGGCCCGCUUCAACUUCUCGCACGGCGACCACGUCAGCCACGCCGACACGCUCAACCGCCUGCGCGGCGCAUUGGCCUCGCGCCCGCACAAGAACGUGGCCGUCAUGCUGGACACCAAGGGCCCCGAGAUCCGCACGGGCUUCCUGGCCAACAAGGACAAGGUGACGAUCCAGAAGGACGCCACGCUGGAGCUGACCACCGACUACGAGUUUCUGGGCGACGAGACCAAGAUCGCCUGCUCAUACCCGGAGCUGCCCCAGUCCGUGCAGGUCGGAGGCACCGUCCUCGUGGCGGACGGCUCCCUCGUGCUCACGGUCACGGAGAUCAAGGACGACGGCAUCGUCACCCGUGCCAACAAUACCGCUACCAUUGGUGAGAGGAAGAACAUGAACCUGCCCGGCUGCAAGGUGAUGCUGCCCACCCUGACGGAGAAGGACGAAGAUGACCUCAUCAACUUCGGCCUCAUGCACGGUGUGGACUACAUCGCCGCGUCGUUCGUCCGCACGGGCCAGGAUGUUGACAACAUCCGCAAGGUGCUCGGCCCCCGUGGCCGCGGCAUCAAGAUCAUCUCGAAGAUUGAAUCCUUCGAAGGACUCGAGAACUUUGACGAGAUCCUGGCCAAGACGGACGGCAUCAUGGUUGCCCGUGGCGACCUGGGCAUGGAGAUCCCGCCUGAGAAGGUGUUCCUGGCCCAGAAGAUGAUGAUCCGCAAGGCCAACAUCGCUGGUAAGCCGGUUGUGACGGCCACGCAGAUGCUGGAGUCGAUGAUCAAGGCUCCUCGCCCGACCCGUGCCGAGUGCACGGAUGUGGCCAACGCUGUGCUCGACGGCACGGACGCCGUGAUGCUCUCGGGUGAGACUGCCAACGGUGACUACCCCACCGAGGCCGUCUCGAUGAUGGCUAAGAUCUGCGUGCAGGCUGAGGGUGCCAUCCACCACGAUGACGUGUACCAGUCGCUGCGUAACGCCGUGCUGGACACGUACGGACCGAUGACCACCCAGGAGGCCAUCGCGUCGUCGGCCGUGAAGACUGCUAUCGACAUUAAGGCCAAGAUGAUCGUGGUGCUGACGGAAUCCGGUAACACGGCCCGCUUGGUGUCCAAGUUUCGCCCUUCGAUGCCGGUGCUGGUUCUGACGGCGAUGGCCGGCAGCGCGCGCCAGUCCGAGGGCUUCUACAAGGGCGUGCGGGCUCGCUGCAUGGGCUCGAUGAUCGGCACGGACUCGAUCCUGUACCGCGCCACGGACCUGGGCAAGCAGUUCGGCUGGGUGAAGUCUGGCGACAACGUGGUUGCCCUGCACGGCAUGGUGGAGGCCCGCUCGGGCUCCACCAACAUGCUCAAGGUGCUCACUGUAGAAUAGGUGAGGGAUGGGAGACACAGCCAGCGAGUGCACGCAACCUCGCAGUCGCAGUUACACUCCACGACAAAAAGAUAUGGACACCACCAAAAGUGGCUGUAACUUCGUCAUUUUU
This is a messenger RNA of Phytophthora sojae, 1693 nucleotides long. RefSeq lists its product as hypothetical. Gene Ontology annotation, molecular function: pyruvate kinase activity; magnesium ion binding; potassium ion binding. The record is from RefSeq and is a predicted model, not a curated record. Lineage: Eukaryota; Oomycota; Peronosporomycetes; Peronosporales; Peronosporaceae. The transcript has a single exon. Gene Ontology annotation, cellular component: cytoplasm. Gene Ontology annotation, biological process: glycolytic process. The annotation marks the transcript as partial.